Messenger RNA from Mastomys coucha (southern multimammate mouse), 2128 nucleotides. It is a transcript of the gene Foxe1, whose product is annotated as forkhead box E1. Bases 541 to 1644 code for a protein of 367 amino acids. The record is from RefSeq and is a predicted model, not a curated record. Gene Ontology annotation, molecular function: DNA-binding transcription factor activity, RNA polymerase II-specific; RNA polymerase II cis-regulatory region sequence-specific DNA binding. Gene Ontology annotation, biological process: anatomical structure morphogenesis; regulation of transcription by RNA polymerase II; cell differentiation. NCBI's taxonomy places the organism in Eukaryota, Metazoa, Chordata, Mammalia, Rodentia, Muridae. The transcript has a single exon.
GGCCCAGGUGUGUGCAGGAGAGCGCCUCGCCGGCGGGACUCAGGGCUGGAGUCCAGGGCCGCCGCUGAGCCGAGAAGCAGUUGCUCGCCUCCUGGCCCGGCCCCGCUCGUCCGCGUCGCCUCUCUGCCCUCCGCUUGGGCUGUCCGUUCGCCGCAAGGGUGCGGCAUGGGCGGUCCCCGCAGGGGAGUACGGUGCCCCCACUGACUGCCCUUGCAGGAGACCCCAGCCCGCAGCCUCCUCUAGGCGCACCGCCUCGACGGUCAUCCUCGGACCCGCAGGGACUCCCAAAGAGCUGUCACCACCCCGACCUCGGAGCCACGUCCGGACCCCCUGAUCGCCUGGCCCCAAGGACCCUCUGACCGGUGCCCCUCAGGAGCCGUCGGUGGACUCGGGGCUCCAGGAUCCCCAAAGUCCCCUGCCCUCGGCGUUCUCGGUGCCAGCCGCCAAGCCCCGGCGUCGGCUCCCGGGGAUCGGGAUCCGGGGCCGUCGCGGCGGUCCCGCAGCUGCAGACGACGGGGGUCCGGGGGGCACCGCGGCGCCAUGACGGCCGAGAGCGCGCCGCCUCCCCCGCCGCAGCCGGAGGUGUUGGCGGCCGUGAAGGAAGAGCGAGGUGAGGCGGCGGCGGGCGCGGGGGUCCCGGUGGAGGCGGCGGGCCGCGGGGCGGGGGGACGGCGACGCAAGCGCCCCCUGCAGCGGGGGAAGCCGCCCUACAGCUACAUCGCGCUCAUCGCUAUGGCCAUCGCGCACGCGCCCGAGCGCCGCUUGACCCUGGGCGGCAUCUACAAGUUCAUCACCGAGCGCUUCCCGUUCUACCGCGACAACCCCAAGAAGUGGCAGAACAGCAUCCGCCACAACCUCACCCUCAACGACUGCUUCCUCAAGAUCCCGCGCGAGGCGGGCCGCCCGGGCAAGGGCAACUACUGGGCGCUCGACCCCAACGCCGAGGACAUGUUCGAGAGCGGCAGCUUCCUGCGCCGCCGCAAGCGCUUCAAGCGCUCGGACCUGUCCACCUACCCCGCCUACAUGCACGAUGCGGCCGCCGCGGCCGCCGCCGCCGCCGCCGCCAUCUUCCCGGGCGCCGUGCCCGCCGCGAGGCCGGCCUACCCCGGCGCCGUCUAUGCGGGCUACGCGCCGCCGCUCGCCGCGCCCCCGCCGGUCUACUACCCCGCCGCGUCGCCGGGACCCUGCCGGGUCUUCGGCUUGGUUCCCGAGCGGCCGCUCAGCCCCGAUCUGGGCCCCGCGCCGUCAGCGGCCGGCGGCUCGUGCGCCUUCGCGGCGGCGGCGGGCACCGGGAGCUUCCAGCCGGCGGUGUGCACGGGAGCGCGGCCGGUCAACCCCGCCGCCUAUGCGGCCGCCUACGCCGGGCCCGACGGCGCGUACCCGCAAGGGGCGAGCAGCGCGCUCUUCGCCGCUGCCGCGGGCCGCCUGGCCGGACCCGCCUCGCCCCCCGCGGGAGGCGGCAGCGGCGGCGUGGAGGCCACGGUGGACUUCUACGGGCGCACGUCGCCGGGCCAGUUCGGAGCUGCUCUGGGGCCCUGCUACAAUCCCAGUGGGCAACUCGGAGCUGGGGGUGGCGGUGCCUACCACUCCCGCCACGCCACCGCCUACCCCGGCGCGGUGGAUCGGUUCGUGUCUGCCAUGUGAGCCUGGGGGGUGGGGGGUAGGCAUGAAACCUCACUGACUCCAGGGACGUUCUGAAAGAUGUAAAUCCCCCCGGGCCCGGUGAACAGGACUAAAAAAUGACUGAGACUCAUGUGCGAGGCCCCCGAGGGCCGCGGAGGCUCGGUGUCUAGCACUGUUCACAGCCCCGAUUUGCUUUGGAUGUGGGAGGACGUAGGGAGGCUACAGCCGCGUUUGGACUGACACAAGGGACCCUCGAUGAUGCGAAGCUCCAAAGAGCAGUGCCUUUUCCAGCGUUCUGCGAGGGAGGGCCCUAGGUUGUAAAGGGUGGAGAGUUCCAGAGCUGUCCAGAUCAGAAUCUAGGAUCCCGAACUGUGGUGGAGUCGUAAGGCUUCACCACACUAGUCGUGUGCUAGGCUGCGCCAAACGCGGGCUUUUUACAUGCUCGCCUCUUCUUGUACUUUUGACUACCGUACCCCAAUAAAAGGCUCCGACAGUGCCUUUGUAA